Salvelinus namaycush (lake trout) is the source of this 378-nucleotide messenger RNA. Its product is annotated as integrin beta-1-binding protein 1-like. Gene Ontology annotation, biological process: negative regulation of substrate adhesion-dependent cell spreading; negative regulation of focal adhesion assembly. Gene Ontology annotation, molecular function: integrin binding. The transcript has 4 exons. Gene Ontology annotation, cellular component: cytoskeleton; ruffle; lamellipodium. The record is from RefSeq and is a predicted model, not a curated record. The coding region runs from base 1 to 378 and encodes 125 amino acids. NCBI's taxonomy places the organism in Eukaryota, Metazoa, Chordata, Actinopteri, Salmoniformes, Salmonidae.
AUGUUCCGGAAGGUCAAAAAGCAUCGCAGCAGCUCCCAAAGCAGUGAGAUCAGUACCAAGAGCAAGCAAGAUAGAAAGCUGCCGUUUGUGCCUAAAGAUGAGAUGGUACUGGGAGUGUCGAAGUAUGGAGUCAAAGUGGCCUCCAUGGAUCAGUGUGACGUUCUGCAGAGCCACUCUCUCUACCUGAUUGUGAGGAUGCUGUGUUAUGAUGACGGCCUGGGGUCUGGGAAGAACCUGCUGGCUCUCAAGACCACCGACACCAAGCAGCAGGAGUGUAGCAUCUGGGUGUACCAGUGGAGCAGUGCGGAACAAGGCCAGGCCAUCUGCAUGGUGUUGUCCGCCUCGACCGACUGUGUGCUGACAUCAGAGAAGUCCUGA